This is a messenger RNA of Andrographis paniculata, 1945 nucleotides long. Its product is annotated as magnesium transporter MRS2-4. Gene Ontology annotation, molecular function: magnesium ion transmembrane transporter activity. The record is from RefSeq and is a predicted model, not a curated record. Bases 407 to 1717 code for a protein of 436 amino acids. NCBI's taxonomy places the organism in Eukaryota, Viridiplantae, Streptophyta, Magnoliopsida, Lamiales, Acanthaceae. Gene Ontology annotation, biological process: magnesium ion transport. The transcript has 4 exons.
CUGGGAUUAGGGUUGAUCGAUCGUGAUUGAUUGAUUUGUCAUUUUGUGUGUUGUGAUCUCUGAGGAGAGGAGUGAAUAUUUUUGGAAUUUCCUUUGUGGCCAUUAUUUUAGGGCAUCAAUGGUGGCGUGGCUACUUAUAAAGUGAAACUAGUUUGGAAUUCUGCAAACCCUAAUUCGAAUAAGAAAAGGGAUAAAGGGAGAAUUUGUGGGUAAUUGGCCUCCACUGCUUCGGACUUGAGAAAUCCCUCAGUGUCCAGCAGGGAAUUUCGCAGAAAUCUAUCCCUGUGUUAUAUGGAAGAAAACGAAGAAUCGGAGGAGGAGAUUUCUCUCUGCGCCUAAAUUAGGAGGGAGAGGCGUGGCGAGGCGAGGCGAGGCGAGAUUUGGCAGGGAAGUUUGGGGGUGAGGAAUGGCGAAAUUGAGAUUCCGGCGGAAGAAGAGCGGCGUCGCCUCGCCCUCGCCCCAAUUGCCCUCGCCCCAAUUGCAAUUGCCUCCGCCUCCUUUGCACGCAAUCGAAUCCGCCGCCGCCGCCGCGACGACGAGCAAGGCGGUGGCGCCGAAGAAGAAGGCCGGCGGCGCGCGCCUCUGGAUGCGGAUGGAUCGCUGGGGCAACUCCGAACUCAUCGAAUGCGACAAAAGCGUGAUCAUCAAGCGCGUGUCCAUACCUGCUAGGGAUUUGCGAAUCCUCGGACCCAUAUUCUCUCAUUCCUCCAGCAUUCUCGCUAGGGAGAAAGCAAUGAUUGUGAACUUGGAAUUCAUAAGAGCAAUAGUUACGGCCGAAGAAGUACUGUUGCUGGAUCCUCUUCGCCAAGAGGUUCUGCCAUUUGUUGAUCAGCUGAGACGGCAGUUACCUCCGAAAGGCCCUACCUCUCAGGAUAACAACAACAACGAGCUUAAGUCGACGUCUGGUGGACAAUGGCUGCCUGGUCCCGAGCCCACUGAAGGUGUGCAGGAUGAACUUCCUUUUGAGUUUCAGGUGUUGGAAAUAGCUCUGGAGGUUGUCUGCUCAUAUCUGGACUCGAGUGUUGCCGAACUUGAGAGAGAUGCAUACCCUGCUUUGGAUGAACUGGCCAUCAAUGUUAGCACAAAGAAUCUUGAGCAUGUGCGAAGCUUGAAAAGUAAUCUCACCCGCUUGCUAGCACGUGUUCAAAAGGUUAGAGACGAAAUCGAACAUCUUUUGGAUGACAAUGAGGACAUGGCCCAGCUGUAUGUAACACGAAAGUGGAUACAGAACCAACAAGCUGAGGCUCAGUUGACAGGUCCCCCAUCAAACAGCAUCAUCUCAGCCUCAGCCUCUGCACAACUCCGUCGGAUCAGCUCUACGCGAAGUGGGGCUAGUAUCAUAAGCAACUAUCAGAAUGACCUCGAUGUCGAGGACCUAGAAAUGCUGCUGGAAGCUUACUUCAUGCAAUUAGAUGGCACCCGCAAUAAAAUACUCUCUGUACGCGAAUAUAUUGAUGAUACGGAGGACUAUGUGAACAUCCAGUUGGACAACCAGAGGAACGAGCUAAUUCAGCUGCAGCUGACAAUAACGAUUGCGUCAUUCGCCAUAGCAUUCGAGACUCUUGCAGCUGGGAUAUUCGGCAUGAACAUUCAGUGCACUUGGUAUUCAGUUGAUGGGAUAUUCGGCAAAGUGGUUUGGACCAUGACGGGCGUGAGUGUGGCGCUGUUCGUGAUCAUUUGGGGUUACGCCAGAUGGAAGAAACUCAUUGGCUCUUGAAUCAGAUAUGAAAAUGAAAUAUACAUAAACCACAGGUAGAUAAAAACACAUCGAUGAUGAAGCUCCCAUUCAUGUUGUUUGAUUUCUUUCUUUCUUCCUAACACUGUAACAUAGUUUUCGACGUUUGGUUCUUUAGUUUUGUGGGAUAUGUUUGUUCUGUAGCCUGAAAUUGCUACAGAAUUGGUUGCUGUUAUAUAUAUAUAUAUGUGCUUUGUUAUUUCUCACUCA